CCCGCCCCCGGCGGCUUCCGGCGGAAGUGGCGGCGCGGCGGAACCGGCCGGAGGUCCCCCCGCCAUGGAGAAGUUCGGCAUGAACUUCGGGGGCGGCCCCAGCAGGAAGGAGCUGCUGGAGACCAUCGAGACGCAGAAGCAGCAGCUCCUGCGCUUCCAGGCGCGCCUCAAGGACGUGGUCUGCGCCUACAAGAGCCUCCUGAAGGAGAAGGAGGCGCUGGAAGCCAGCCUGAAGGUGCUCUCCGCGUCCCACGACGGCGACCUCGCCGUGCCCCCGCCCGGAGCCGGGGACUCGCCGGACGAGCGGAGCUCGGAGCGCAGCGAGGACGGCGCGGGGGCGGACGAGGAGGACGAACCCGCGGCCGCCCCUUCGCAGCGAGCCGAGGAGCCGAGCGGCUCGGAGGGCGGGGAGCCCCGCGCCGCCGGCGAGCCCGAGCGGCGCCUGCCGCAGCUGAAGGCCCAGCUGGCCACGCUGACGGGCGCGCUGGCCACGGUGACGCGGGAGAAGUCGCGCAUGGAGGCCUCGUACCAGGCGGAGCGGCGGCAGAUGAAGCAGGAGCUGGAGGAGGCGGCGGGGCGGGCGCGGGACGAGGCGGAGCGGCGCGGCGCGGAGCUGCGGGGGCUGCGGGAGCAGCUGGCCGAGACCCGCGCCCGCCUGGCCGCGCAGCAGCGCGAGCGCGAGCGCGAGCAGGGCGACCACGGGCUGAUGCUGCGCGAGCUGCAGGAGCUGCUGCGCGCCGAGCGCGACGCGCGCCGCGCCGCCGAGCGAGAGCUGCGCCGGGCCCGCGAGGAGCCGGCCGACGCCGACGCAGAGCGGGCCCAGGGCCACGAGCAGCACGCCCGGCAGCUGAGCCGGGAGCUGGAGGAGCUCCGCAGGGAGCUGGACAGCGGGAAGGCGGACCCGCGGAUCCAGGAGCUGCAGGAGGAGAUGGCCGGCCUCAAGAACCACUUCCAGCUGCAGCUGGUGCAGGAGAUGAAGAAGACGGCCCAGGCCGAGGAGCAGCUGCGGCAGCGCUCGCAGCGGGAGGAGCAGCGCGUGGCCGAGCUGGAGGCCCAGGUGGCCCAGGUGUCGGAGCUGCUGGGCACCUACGAGAGGGCCAAGCAGAGGGACCAGAGCACCAUCCAGAGGCUCAAGGACCGCAUCGUGCAGCUGGACCUGGAGAACAAGACCUUGGCCAUCGCCGCCUCCAGCCGCUCCGUGGGCGAGGAGGCCGUGGAGGAGAACACCCAGGACGUGAGCGUGCUCAAGGAGAAGAUGGAGAAGCUGCAGAAGCUCCUGCAGGCGGCGGCCGGGAAGGGCCCGGCGGAGGCGGAGGAGCCGCGGGAGCCGGAGCCGCCCCCGGGCGACGGGGACGGCAACGGGGACAAGGCCCCGGGCGGGCACUGCCAGCAGGAGCUGAGGCAGCUCAAGGAGGAGUUUGAGCGCUACAAGGUGAGGGCGCAGCAGGUGCUCAAGAGCAAGGCCACCAAGGACAUGGGCCUGGCCAAGGAGCUGGAGGAGGCGCGGGAGCAGCUGGCGGAGCUCCGGGACAAGCACGUGCUGCUGCAGCUGGCCGCGGACGACGUGGAGAAGCAGCGCCGGCAGGAGCUGGAGGCCAAGAAGCAGGAGCUGUCCCAGCUGCAGCAGCUGCACCGGCAGGAGCUGGAGCGGUGCCAGCUGGAGUUCCGGGAGCGGGCGCUGCGGCUGGAGGAGGAGAUGCACAAGCAGCGGGACCGGGCGCUGGCCGUGCUGGCCGAGAAGGACCGGGAGCUGGAGCAGCUCCGCGCCCUCACGCUGCCCCACGGCCCCAAGGGCUGCCGGGACGGCGGCCCCGGGGACGCUCCCAGCCAGGAUUCCUCGGAGAUCCUGCCGCAGGCGCUGCAGCUGUGCUCGGGCUCCGAGCCCACCUUCUUCCUGUACGCGGAGCAGCUGGCGCGCAAGGAGGUGGAGAUCGCGGCGCUGCGCAAGCACAAGCACCGGCUGGAGGUGCAGCUGCACCAGCUCCAGGGCAGGGCCCUGGCCGAGGAGGACAAGCACCGGGAGGAGGUGGAGGCGCUGCGGGGCGAGAUCCAGAAGAGCUGCCGGGAUAAGAGCAGGGAAGGAGCCAACCUGGAGUACCUGAAGAACGUGGUGUACCGGUUCCUGACGCUGCCGGACGCGCGGGGCCGGCAGCAGACGCUCACGGCCAUCCUGGCCAUCCUGCACUUCAGCCCCGAGGAGAAGCUGAGCAUCGCCAAGAGCUCGGCCCACGGCUCCUGGUGGCUCCACGGGAAGAGAUGAGGGCUGGCUUUUGUUCCCUUUUCCACAAGAGCUCCUUCCCGAGGACUGACCAAAACCUCAUCCCAACCACGCCUGGGUCUCUCGAGGAUUUGGGCUCCAGUUGGUGUUUUUAGCACUAAUUUGCAGUGUGGUUGUGCCAAUUUUUCCAGCCCCAAAGCCUCCGUGGUGGGAAUUUGCUCCAAGUUGGGACUUGAUCUGAAAACCGUGGAAUUGAAGAUGCUGAGGUUUUUUAAAGAUGAUAUAAAAACAAUCCUUACCUGCCAGGCGUGGCAUCAAGUGGAGUUCACUUGGAUCUUCAAGCUCCAGCCAGGCUGGUGACUCAGGAGAUGAAAGGGAAGGUGGGAAGCACUUUAGGUGGAGCUAAAACAGCACCAGGCUGGGGAAGGCUCAGGAAGAUGGGCCUCAGUGCAGGAAAUCUUGGGCAUUUCCCAUUUUCCAGGGCCUAAUUUAACCAGUGGAUGCAGCUCCAGGCUCAUCCAGGGGCUCAGGCUCUCCUUCCUUCCCAGGGAUCCUCUCUGGGAUAUCAGGGAUUCUAGGAAGGAGAAAGGAUCUCCCUGUGCAUGAUUCCCAUCCUGAGGGUGGUGUUUUCCUGCCCUGCAUUUGGAAUUGAAUCCUGGCUGCUAAAGCUCGGCCCAGAGACAGGGAUAAGUCUGGCUUAACACCCCAAGGGGUCUUGGAGCCAAGUCAAGAGCAGGUUUGGGAGCAGCUCCUGGUGCUGCACUGCCCAGAGGGCCUUGGGAAGGAUCAGCCACUCCUGGCACUGCCAGGGACAAGGACAGGGACAUGGAACUUCUCUCCUCCUUGUCUGGCCUGGUCCUGUCAGCAGCCAAACUCCCUGGAUUCUGCUCUGGCCAGUGCAGCCCUUGGUGCCAAUUUCUCCUCAAAAAAAUCCUCAGGGAAAACGUGCCUGGGACAGGGCAGAGCCUGUCCCUGCUGAGAGGGGGACACAGCUGGGGGGUGUUCCCUCCAUCCGGGGAUGUUCCCACCGGGAACAGCAGGAUCCAGGCGCUGCCCUGAUGGGAGAGUUUGUCCCAGGAGUGUUUGAAACGCUGCUGAAGAAUGAAAGCGCUGGCUCAGCCAGGGGAGAGCCCAGUCCCUGCUCCCAGUUUGGAAGUGUUGAAUCAAGGGGUGCCUCUGGAGGGGCAGGGGUGGCUCCAACUCUUUCCCUGGAGCCAUUCCCACAACUCCAGGGGGAGGUGGAGCCUCCUCCAGCUGUGGCUUCGCUGCUCAGGCUGAGGGGAUGGAUCCCUGUUGUCCCUCUGCUCCCGCAGGAUGGAGUGACCUGGAAUGGGGUGGUGGGGACCCAGCAGGGUGGAGGAAUGGGGUGGGACCCAGCUGGGAGCAGGGGAACAACGUGGGGUCACAGCUUGGAGCAGGGAAUCAGUGUGGGAUCCGGCUGGGAGAGCAGGGACAAGGUGGGAUCUGGCUGGGAGGACCCGGAUCCAUCCCAGUCUGUUCCUGGCAGAGGAAGAUGAGGAAGCUGCUGCGGGGGAGCAUCUCCAGGAGUGCCCAGCUCCGUGUCACUGUCACCCUCCUGCAGCUCCCAGUGCCAUUCCUUCCUCUGCUCCCCUCCAGCCCCUCUCCAUCCCUCUCCCUCCUUCCCUCAGACCCUCCCCCACAUUCCUUCCUCCUCCUUCCCUCUCUCCCUUCAGCCAGUAUCCCUGAAAUAAAGGUUAAAUGCCUGUU
This is a messenger RNA of Vidua macroura (Pin-tailed whydah), 3946 nucleotides long. RefSeq names its product GRIP and coiled-coil domain containing 1 (gene GCC1). The record is from RefSeq and is a predicted model, not a curated record. The transcript has 3 exons. Gene Ontology annotation, cellular component: Golgi apparatus. Bases 65 to 2260 code for a protein of 731 amino acids. Lineage: Eukaryota; Metazoa; Chordata; Aves; Passeriformes; Viduidae.